AUGACAGGGCCACACGCUUUUCACAGGGAUGAGGGGGAAAAAAAAGUCGAAACUAUAAUUUCGCGUUAUGUAACAGUCGGAAGGACUUGCCGGACGGGAUUCGUGCUGGCGUGGUUUAAAAAUAACCCAAGGUUAGCCGGCGGUACAUCGGCGAGGGUCCCUUUGAGAGAUCAAGGUCUACCAGUUCUGUGGGAUGCCUCCAAUAACCACAAUGUUCUGUUAAUGUGGAGCUCGAAUCUCGAGUAG
Danaus chrysippus (African queen) is the source of this 246-nucleotide messenger RNA. Lineage: Eukaryota; Metazoa; Arthropoda; Insecta; Lepidoptera; Nymphalidae. The record is from the annotation of a GenBank genome assembly.